AGUCUAUCGGACAUCACCCCCACGCGCUGGUAAAUGAAAUUCCUGAAAUCUCCAGUGAGAUUCAUCAGUUUUUAAUCUCUUCAAUUCGGGCAUUUCAUACACAGAAACAGUCUCAUAUUGAUUUAACGUUUUUUCUCUUCUUCAAAUCUGAUCUCUUGAAUCAGUGCACACAUUUAUAGAUACAGAUUAUAAUUAUACGCACAUAUAUGGCUUCGGAGUUGAUAUUCAGAGGGCACGAGUCACCGACGGUGACGGAGGCGUACUCACCGAAGCCGCCAAAGCCAUGGUUGAGUGUGAUUCGUCCGGUUCGGUACAUGCUCCGUGAGCAGCGACUCGUAUUUGUUUUCGUUGGUAUUGCUAUCGCCACCCUCGUCUUCACCCUCCUCCCCUCCUCCCAUACCCCAGCUUCCGUCUCCAACUCGGUUUUCUCCUCCGAGUUGACUCAGCCUCAAAGGCUCAUCAGCCAUCCCACCGGGUUCGGAAUCGGGUCGUCCUUCAAUUCAGGCGGAAAAAUACCUCUAGGCCUGAAAAGGAAGGGUUUGAGAAUCGUGGUGACCGGUGGGGCAGGGUUUGUUGGAAGCCAUUUGGUUGACCGUCUAAUUAGCAGAGGCGACAGCGUGAUCGUGGUUGAUAAUUUCUUCACCGGAAGGAAAGAGAACGUCAUGCAUCAUUUUGGAAACCCUAGGUUCGAACUCAUUCGACACGACGUCGUUGAGCCACUUCUAUUGGAGGUCGAUCAGAUCUAUCACCUCGCUUGCCCUGCCUCUCCUGUUCAUUACAAGCACAACCCUGUCAAGACUAUUAAGACAAAUGUAGUAGGGACAUUGAACAUGCUGGGUUUGGCAAAGAGAGUGGGUGCGCGGUUUUUGCUAACGAGCACCAGUGAAGUGUACGGCGAUCCACUGCAACAUCCACAAGUCGAAACUUACUGGGGCAACGUCAAUCCAAUCGGUGUUCGAAGCUGCUACGAUGAGGGGAAACGUACCGCUGAAACGUUGACAAUGGAUUAUCACAGAGGUGCUGGCGUCGAGGUGAGAAUUGCUAGGAUCUUUAACACCUAUGGACCUCGGAUGUGCAUUGAUGAUGGUCGUGUUGUUAGUAACUUUGUGGCUCAGGCUUUGAGAAAGGAACCACUGACAGUUUAUGGUGAUGGGAAGCAGACAAGAAGUUUUCAAUAUGUUUCUGAUUUGGUUGAGGGCCUGAUGCGGUUGAUGGAAGGAGAACAUGUAGGACCUUUCAAUCUUGGAAACCCUGGUGAAUUCACUAUGCUUGAACUUGCACAGGUGGUUCAGGAAACCAUUGAUGCAGAUGCUAAGAUAGAAUUCAGGCCCAACACAGAGGAUGAUCCUCACAAGAGGAAGCCGGACAUCUCAAAGGCCAAGGAGUUUCUCGGUUGGGAACCCAAAGUACCUCUACGGAAGGGUCUUCCGAUGAUGGUUUCCGACUUCCGGCAACGAAUCUUUGGUGAUCACGAGGAAAAUGCUGCCUCGGCAUAAUUAAGUUUUAAUAUCUUUGUUUCCUAUGAAGAUUCUUGAAUCCCAGCAUUCCAACAAGGACGCAGGUGCAGUGCAGAAUCAUAUGAGCAACACCUUACAUUCUCGUGCAGGUUUUUGAGAUUCUUUUAGUAAUUUGUCUGAGUUUAUUCUAAGUGCCGUUGGCCCUAUAAUCUUUUGGUAGUCUUAAAUAACUUUUCACAAAUUCUCGAUGGAUUAGCGUCUACUAUGCUGGUGACCUGUAAUAGGCACCCAGCAAUGGAAAUGAAUUCAUUCUAUAGACAUUGGCUUA
Molecule: messenger RNA, 1785 nt
Organism: Olea europaea var. sylvestris
Lineage: Eukaryota; Viridiplantae; Streptophyta; Magnoliopsida; Lamiales; Oleaceae
Product: UDP-glucuronic acid decarboxylase 2-like
Exons: 7
Coding region: 207-1496 (429 amino acids)
Biological process (GO): D-xylose metabolic process
Cellular component (GO): cytoplasm
Molecular function (GO): UDP-glucuronate decarboxylase activity; NAD+ binding
Source: RefSeq, a predicted model, not a curated record